AUUGGAGGAGCGCACACACUCCCAGGAGGCCACGCGUAGGCGGGGCGAUUUACGCGGAAGUCAGCAGCGUCAGGUCCCAUCCUCCUCUGGGAGCGGGCAGACGGCGACCCCGCGCUGACCCGCGACCCUCGGUCCCGAGCACGCGCGCCCUCAGAGGGUGCCCGGACAGAUUGAAGCCAUGGCCAUUCUUUUUGCUGUUGUUGCCAGGGGGACCACUAUCCUUGCCAAACAUGCUUGGUGUGGAGGAAACUUCCUGGAGGUGACAGAGCAGAUUCUGGCUAAGAUACCUUCUGAAAAUAACAAACUAACGUACUCACAUGGCAAUUAUUUGUUUCAUUACAUCUGCCAAGACAGGAUUGUAUAUCUUUGUAUCACUGAUGAUGAUUUUGAACGUUCCCGAGCAUUUAAUUUUCUGAACGAGAUAAAGAAGAGGUUCCAGACUACUUAUGGUUCAAGAGCACAGACAGCACUUCCAUAUGCCAUGAAUAGUGAGUUCUCAAGUGUCUUGGCUGCACAGCUGAAGCAUCACUCUGAGAAUAAGGGCCUAGACAAGGUGAUGGAGACUCAAGCCCAAGUGGAUGAACUCAAAGGAAUCAUGGUCAGAAACAUAGAUCUGGUAGCUCAGCGGGGAGAAAGAUUGGAAUUAUUGAUAGACAAAACAGAAAAUCUUGUGGAUUCAUCUGUCACCUUCAAAACUACCAGCAGAAAUCUUGCCCGAGCUAUGUGUAUGAAAAAUCUCAAGCUUACUAUCAUCAUCAUCAUCAUAUCAAUUAUAUUCAUCUAUAUCAUUGUGUCACCUCUCUGUGGUGGAUUUACAUGGCCAAGCUGCGUGAAGAAAUAAGAAAGAAAAAGUUAUCAUUAACCAAGGAUAUGAGAGAAUAAGGAAUUAAAAGCAAUCUGUGUGACUCAAGCCUUUCAGUACUGACAGAUAGUGUCUGCCAGUCUUUUCAACCCUCUUCUCACUUUUUCUUUUUUUUAAAUCUUGUUCUGUGCCUCAAGAUUUAUCUUUGUCCUGUCAACCAUUUUAUUCCAGUGAAUGUCAGAUUGAACCACUCAUUGUGUAGUAGCCUUAAAGGGGCUUUUGCUUGUUUCUGUGGCUUGUUAAUUAGUGUCAUCUACUUAGAGAAACAUUUUUGUUUUUAAUUGCACAAAGCUAUCGCCAAGGUGGAAACCACCAGUCUUUUCAGCUGUCUGCUAAAACUCUGGAGGAACUUUAUGCACACAAAAGUAUUCAAGAGACAGAUAGUAUUGCUAACAUCUCAUCUUAACGUCUUUCCUUAUUGAAGAGUUUUAGGUGCUCCAAAACAACAGAAAUGGAGAAUAGUUGUUUAUUUGGGGAAUUAAAUUGUUGGUGCUGCUUGAAACUUAGGUAAAGUAUGAAAUAUUCUUAUUUCAGUCAGAUGGGGAACAUUUUUCUUGCCCAUUAGAAGCACACAGAAUUAUCCUUUUCCUCCUAGUAUUCACUUUUUGGAAUUAAGUUCAGUGUGUUGAUCGUUCACAAUACAGUGGAUAGCUUGACAUCCUGUUUCCCCAUUAUAGUUGAUUUGAGAAGAUGAUGGUUUAAGUAUUGCUGAAGGUUGAGGUUUUUUUAUAUAUUCCUUUUUCUUCUGUGGAUAUUUAGGGCAAUUGUUAAUAGAAUGGGUAGUGGAGGGGUGGGGAGGCAAAUUCCUCUGACUCACAAAGAAAAAGAAGGGAACCACAGUGGAUGUUCUAGCAUCUUAGUUGUACAAAGAGAGGUAAUGUGGGAAAAUUUUUCCAUUCCAGGAAAAGCUCAAACUGAAUACAGUCAGCAGUCAACUCAAAGGUUUGGGUUUGACUUCUGUUAAACAAUAGUUUAGCAUUCUUUGGGCUUUAAUAAAUUCUUUAAUAUGCCUAGUUUUGAAGAAUUCUUUUGUGAAACUUCAAACAGAAUAGACAGUAUAAUGUAUAGAAACAAUACAAAAUAGGUUAACAUCCAUUUAACUGCAGUGUAAGAAAAUUGGACUGUAGUCAUACUACUUCAGCCAUUCUGGCAUCUGUUACCUAGUAUGUACUUUGGGUGUGUAUCUGAAAGGAGGACAUUUGCUGCCCUAGCUCUCAUUGUAUUUAUUUAUCAAUAAGUGCCAUUAAGUGAAAAUUAUAUUACAUUUUACUCUUUCCCAAUGAAAGAACGAUUAGUCUAUAGAACCUAGCCACCUGUUUAGCCUAGUCAUGUGCCUUGAAUAUAUGUGUCCCUUAAUCUGGCUCACAGUACCUGUUAUUCCACAUAAAUCUUUCCAUGUAAAUCUGAUUAUUCCUGUUAUUCCAUGUAAAUCUUUCAUGUUAUUCCAUGUAAAUCUGAUUCAUUUAUUUGACAUGUAUCCUAGGUCCACUGUUAAGUCUUUUCUUGUUAAUCAUGCAUAUAGCACAACUGUUU
Molecule: messenger RNA, 2395 nt
Organism: Propithecus coquereli (Coquerel's sifaka)
Lineage: Eukaryota; Metazoa; Chordata; Mammalia; Primates; Indriidae
Gene: VAMP7
Product: vesicle-associated membrane protein 7
Exons: 8
Coding region: 179-841 (220 amino acids)
Biological process (GO): vesicle fusion; exocytosis
Cellular component (GO): membrane; SNARE complex
Molecular function (GO): SNARE binding; SNAP receptor activity
Source: RefSeq, a predicted model, not a curated record